GCCUAGCCGCACGGGAGGAGCUAGCAGAAGCGCGCCCUUAGAUUCUCCCGCAGUUCUGCUGCUCGUCUCCCCACCAUGGCCCAAGAACGGGACCCGCUUCUGCAACAGAAUGGCGGCGGCAGUGCCGCGGGUGCCGGGGCGGUCAAGUGCUCCUCCUCGCGCGCCGCCAUACUGCCGUCGCUGGCCAGGUCCGUGCUCAAGUUCCUGAUGUGGGCGGUGUUCCUCACCUGGGCGGCGGGGAUCUUCCUCUACCCAACCAAGCCCGCGCAGGCGGUGUUCAGGAAGUGUAUCGGGCUCACCAGGGAGUCCCUCUUUGGCAUCACCGGGAGCAUUUUCCUCACCUUCAGUGCGCCGAUUCUGAUCAUUGCGCUUCUGGCGUAUGUGUACAUCUCCGCCUUCCCCAGUGAUCAUGUGGAGAAGAAAAAGCUGAGAUCGUUGAGUUUCCGUCUAUGGACUUUCCCUGUUCUUGUCGAUGGCCCUUUUGGAGUCGUCUCUGCAGUUGAAUUCAUCGGAAUUGUCCUAUUCGUCGUUUAUGUUGUCUACUCAAUGACAUAUUACACUGUGGAGAGUGUGAGCCUCGUCUCGAAAUUCCAUUUGCCAUCAAGUUAUGAGAGUGAGUUGAUACUGGAUGUUAUCGGUCUCCGUUUAGGGUCAGUUGGGUUGUUCUGCAUGCUCUUCCUGUUCCUGCCUGUCUCGAGGGGCUCAGUUCUUCUUCGGCUCAUCGAUAUUCCAUUUGAGCACGCCACUAGAUACCACGUCUGGCUGGGGCAUCUCACCAUGGCUCUCUUUACAUUGCAUGGCUUGUUCUAUGUGAUCUCAUGGUCCAUGCAGGGGCGCCUACUUGAAGAAAUGCUAGAAUGGAAGGAAAUUGGAGUUGCAAACCUCCCUGGUGUGAUCAGCUUGGCAGCCGGCCUGCUUAUGUGGGCGACAUCACUUCACCCAGUGAGGAAGAGGUUCUUCGAGCUCUUCUUCUACACUCACCAGCUGUACGUUGUCUUCAUCUUGUUCCUGGCGUUCCACGUCGGCGACUUCAUCUUCAGCAUUUCAGCCGGGGCCGUCUUCCUCUUCAUGCUCGACCGCUUCCUGAGGUUCUGGCAGUCAAGGGCCAAAGUUGACAUCAUUUCAGCCGCCUCCCGCCCGUGUGGGACCGUGGAGCUAGUCUUCUCAAAACCAGCAAGUCUUCGGUACAACGCUCUCAGUUUCGUCUUCAUACAAGUGCGCGAGCUGUCAUUCUUGCAGUGGCAUCCGUUCAGUGUAUCUUCAAGUCCCAUGGAUGGGAGAUAUCACAUGUCAGUUCUCAUAAAAGUACUUGGCUCAUGGACUGAAAAACUGAGGAGCAUCAUCACCGAUGUCCAGGAGCAGAACAGGAGUGACUCAGAGUCGCAAUCCGGCCGCAUUACAGCCUGCGUGGAAGGGCCGUAUGGGCAUGAAUCGCCCUACCACUUGAUGUACGAGAAUCUCAUCCUCGUGGCCGGAGGCAUCGGCAUAUCACCGUUCUUGGCGAUCCUGAGCGACAUAAUCCACAGGAUCGAGGAGGGUAAGCCGUGCAUGCCAAAGAACGUGCUGGUCCUAUGGUCAGUUAAGAAGUCCAAGGAGCUUUCUCUCCUGUCGGCCGUCGAUACUCAGACCAUCAGUUCAUCUGUCUCUGACAAAUUGCGCCUGGAUAUCCAGGCCUUCGUGACCCAAGAAUCCCAGCCUCCAUUGGAGGACGGCAUUGUUGGGGACGAGCAAAAAGUCCCCGGCAUGUUCGUCAAGAACGGGACGACCAUGUCCGGGCUGGUCGGCACAGGGGACAACUUCUGGGCGGCCAUGUACUUCUCGGCGUCCACGCUCGGCUUCGUCCUGGCGUACGCCCUGGUGCAGGUGUACUACGUGAAGCCCAACAACGUGGUGGCAUGGUGGUACUUGGGCCUCCUGUUCAUGCUGUGCAUGGCCGCCGGCGUCGCCCUCCCCGGGGGGCUCGUCGUGCUCUUGUGGCACCUGUCCGAGAAGCGGAGGCUGGAGGACUACAAGUGGGACGCCGCCGCCGCUUCCCAGUCACCGCGCUCCUAUCAGACAGCGGCCGGCGGUGGCGACGACAACGCCCCGAGCACCAGCCUCGCCGCGCUGCGGACGACCCGGUACGGGUGCCGGCCAAACUUCGGAGCGGAGUUCGCGGCGUUCGCGGAGCGCGCCGGGGACGCGGCGGACGUGGGCGUGCUGGUGUGCGGGCCGCAGGGGCUGCAGACCAGCGUGGCGAGGGAGUGCAGGGCGCGGAACCUCGGCUGCGGCGGCGGGCCGGAGAGGAAGGGCCGGAGCCGCGCGGUGUUCCACUUCAACAGCCACAGCUUCGACCUGUAACUAUACACCGAUCGACCCAGCACGUACUGCACACUGCGCAGUAGAGAUAUACAUGCAGAACCUGUAAUUAUUAUGCUGUAUAGUGCGAGUACAGCUAGAUGACACUUACUAAGUUAUACCGUAUGCGUGUAGCAUAUGCAUGCAUGAUCUAAACACAUAGGUUAAGGUAAAGGAAUCACAUGACAUCCUGUGAGGUUUCAAGUCAAAUGCGUAAAUUAAUUAAUUUGCACCUUA
Molecule: messenger RNA, 2574 nt
Organism: Phragmites australis (common reed)
Lineage: Eukaryota; Viridiplantae; Streptophyta; Magnoliopsida; Poales; Poaceae
Product: ferric reduction oxidase 7, chloroplastic-like
Exons: 9
Coding region: 76-2340 (754 amino acids)
Cellular component (GO): plasma membrane
Molecular function (GO): oxidoreductase activity
Source: RefSeq, a predicted model, not a curated record